AUGUCGUCCUCCCAGUCCUUUCGGGAUUCAUCCCCCAUCGCAGGCACCGGCAGACGCAAAUCACACUUCACCUACCGACAUCUGUCUCAGCUUGCCUCAUACAAUACGUCUUGUCCUUUGCGAGUCGUUGCGCACAUCGAUCUAGAUGCCUUCUACGCUCAAUGUGAGAUGGUCCGUUUGGGCGUGCCCAAAGACCAGCCCCUGGCUGUCCAGCAAUGGCAGGGUCUGAUUGCUGUCAACUACCCAGCACGGGAGCAUGGUAUCGGCCGCCAUUGCACCUUGACCGAAGCUAAGAAGAUGUGCCCAAAUAUAAUUGCUCAGCAUGUAGCCACAUGGCGGGAAGGCGACGACAAAUGGGCCUACCGCGAUGAUGCAGCCGCCAACAUUCAGAGUGACAAGGUCUCUCUAGACCCUUACCGCCUGCAGUCCAGAAAGAUCUUGGCAAUCAUCAAGGAAUCCUUACCCCAAGACCUCCAAAAGGUUGAAAAGGCCAGCAUAGACGAGGUCUUCUUGGACCUGUCUGCGCAAGUGCACUCCGUUCUGCUGGAGCGGUUUCCGGAACUCGGGAACCCACCUCCAUACGACGACCCUACUGAGAAUCUGCCCAGCCCGCCUGUCUCAGCACUAGAUUGGCAAGCAGAUGCUCUAAUCGAUCUGGACGAGGAGGAGGAGUCUGUGGACCCGGACUGGGACGACGUGGCGAUCCUCAUUGGAUCCGAAAUUGUACGAGACGUUCGACGUCAGGUCCUAGAAAAGCUCUUUUACACAUGUUCGGCCGGCGUUGCCAAGAACAAGCUGUUAAGCAAGUUAGGCUCCGGUCACAAAAAGCCCAACCAGCAGACUGUGAUCCGGAACCGAGCCGUGGAUCAAUUCCUGUCUGGUUUCAAGUUCACAAAGAUGCGCAAUCUCGGGGGAAAGCUCGGCGAAAACGUCGUUACGACCUUCAACACUGAUGCCGUCAGUGAACUGCUGCCCAUUCCCUUGGAUCAGAUGAAGGCAAAGCUGGGGCAUGAAACGGGAACAUGGGUAUACAACACCAUUCGAGGUAUCGACAACAGCGAAGUCAACUCUCGUACACAGAUCAAGUCCAUGUUGUCAGCCAAAUCCUUUCGACCUUACAUCAACACGCCCGAGCAAGCUGUGAGGUGGCUUAGAAUCUUUGUGGCCGACAUUUUUGCCCGACUGGUGGAGGAGGGCGUUUUGGAAAACAAACGCCGGCCAAGAACAAUAAAUCUACACCACCGUCAUGCCGGUCAGAUGAAAUCACGGCAAGGCCCGAUCCCUCAAGGCAGGCCUCUGGAUGAGCAGACGCUCCUCGAAUUGGCAAAAAGCCUCCUCAACCAGAUCAUAGCAGAAGGAAAUGUCUGGCCUUGCGCGAAUUUAAGCUUGAGCGUUGGGGGAUUUGAGGAUGGUAUCACUGGUAACAUGGGCAUCGGAGCCUUUCUGCUCAAAGGAGAGGAAGCCCAAGCCCUAAGGCAGGGCGCCCGUGAAGCAAGCGGCACAUCGAUACCGGAAGAAAAUCCAUCAAAACGACGGCGGACUGAGGAAGGGGCCAUCCAUCGCUUCUUUACACGGGGCGUUUCCACCGACGACGAACUGCUGCCCGACGAUGCAACCAUCACCGAGGAUAUCAAAUCCCGAAAAAGGGCGACCACGGCAGACUCGCCAGCGGCUACACUUACGGCGGAUCGACCGCAGGAAGCAGUCAACGAUAGCUGUGGCCAGCCACCAAUCACGCCCUUCGUAUGUACGCGCUGCAACACAGGCUUCGAAACGCCAGAAGAACACCAAAGCCACGCAGAUUGGCACUUCGCCAAGGAUCUACAGGAAGAAGAACGUGGCAAUGCCGCAUUUGCCAAUCGAUCCACUGCACGCAGCUCUGGCACAAAAGCAUCGGGUGCAUCGGCCAAGCGAGGCGGCCGCGGAGGCAAACUCGAACAAGGCCAGAGCAAGUUGAGGUUUGGAUGA
Messenger RNA from Colletotrichum gloeosporioides, 1968 nucleotides. Its product is annotated as N-acetyltransferase eso1. The transcript has 2 exons. Bases 1 to 1968 code for a protein of 655 amino acids. NCBI's taxonomy places the organism in Eukaryota, Fungi, Ascomycota, Sordariomycetes, Glomerellales, Glomerellaceae. Gene Ontology annotation, molecular function: damaged DNA binding; DNA-directed DNA polymerase activity. The record is from RefSeq and is a predicted model, not a curated record. Gene Ontology annotation, cellular component: nucleus; site of double-strand break; replication fork. Gene Ontology annotation, biological process: response to radiation; error-prone translesion synthesis.